CGGGUUCGCGGUGGGGCUGCGCGCCGGGUCAGCGGCUGCGGCGGCACAGCCGGACGUGGUCGGGAGCCGGCGAACCGAGGCUGGUCGAAGGAGGCGGAGCACGAGGGACUGCCACGGCGCCCUCCGCUGCCGACGGAGAUGGUCUUCGAGUCGGUGGUCGUGGACGUCCUAAACCGCUUCCUGGGGGACUACGUGGUGAACCUGGACACAUCCCAGCUGUCUCUGGGCAUCUGGCAAGGAGCUGUGGUCCUCAAGAAUCUUGAAAUUAAAGAAAAUGCCUUGAGUGAACUGGAUGUACCAUUCAAAGUUAAAGUUGGUCAUAUAGGUAAUCUGAAACUUAUUAUUCCAUGGAAAAAUCUUUAUACUCAACCAGUUGAAGCUGUUUUGGAAGAAAUUUAUUUACUCAUAGUGCCGUCUUCUAGAAUAAAAUAUGAUCCUGUCAAGGAAGAAAAACAAUUCAUGGAAACAAAACAACAAGAAUUAAAAAGAAUAGAAGAAGCAAAACAAAAAGUAGUAGAUCAAGAAAAAUGUCAAGAGGAGAAACAGGACACUUUUGCAGAAAAAUUAAUUACUCAAAUCAUAAAAAAUCUUCAAGUGAAAAUUUCCAGUAUCCAUAUUCGUUAUGAAGAUGAUAUCACAAAUCGAGACAAACCGCUCUCAUUUGGUAUUUCUCUUCAGAAUCUCAGCAUGGAGACCACAGAUCAAUACUGGAUUCCAUGUUUGCAUGAUGAAACUGAGAAAUUAGUUCGGAAGCUAAUCCGAUUGGAUAAUCUGUUUGCCUACUGGAAUGUGAAAUCUCAGAUGUAUUAUCUAAAUGAUUACGACGAAUCAUUGGACAACUUGAAGAGUGGCAUUGUCUGUGGAAAUAUUGUUCCAGAAGGUUAUGACUUCGUAUUUCGCCCUAUAUCUGCUAAUGCCAAACUUCAGAUGAAUCGCCGAUCAGAUCUUGACUUUUCUCACCCGAAAAUAAACCUGGAUGUUGAGUUACAUAACAUAGCAAUUGAGUUUAAUAAACCACAGUAUUUCAGUCUAAUGGAACUUCUUGAGUCAGUUGACAUGAUGACACAAAAUCUGCCAUAUAGAAAAUUCAAACCUGAUGUACCUCUUCACCACCAUGCCAAAGAAUGGUGGGCUUAUGCCAUACAGGGUGUUCUAGAAGUAAAUGUUUGCCCCAGUUUACGGAUGUGGUCAUGGAAGCAUAUUAGACACCAUAGACAAAAUAUGAAACAAUACAGAGAACUGUAUAAGAAAAAGCUAACAAACAAGAAGCCACCUGCUGAAGUGCUCAUGUCUUUGGAGGAGUUGGAAAAAAUCCUGGAUGUUUUUAAUAUAACUAUAGCUAGACAACAGGCAGAAGUUGAGGCAAAGAAAGCUGGCUACAGGAUUUACAAAGAAGGAAUAAAAGACCCGGAGGAUAAUUCAGGAUGGUUUAGCUGGCUGUGGAACUGGUCAGAAUCAAAUGCUAAACAGCAGCUAGAUGUUAAACCUGGACUUCUUGAAGAAAUGUUGACGCCCGAAGAAAAAGUUUUACUCUAUGAAGCAAUUGGCUAUAGUGAAACAGCAGUUGAUCCAACCUUGCCAAAGACAUUUGAAGCCAUGAAAUUUUUUGUUCAUUUGAAAAGUAUGUCUAUUAUUCUAAGAGAAAAUUGCCAAAAGCCAGAGCUGAUAGACAUUGUAGUGGAAGGAUUCAGUACGUUGAUUGUGCAAAGACCAGGAGCACAAGCAGUAAAAUUUGAAACCAAAAUUGAUUCCUUUCAUAUUACUGGUGUAUCAGAUGAUUCAACAAAACCCCACCUUCUCUCUUCAUUGGAUGAUAUGUCUCUCUUUCAAAUAAUAUUUGAGAUAAAUCCUUUAGAUGAAACUGUUGCUCAAAGGUGUAUCAUAGAAGCUGAACCUUUAGAAAUAAUAUAUGAUGCUAGGACAGUCAAUAGUAUAGUGGAAUUCUUCAGACCUCCAAAAGACGUGCAUCUAACACAGCUCACGUCAGCUACUUUGACAAAACUUGAAGAAUUUCGAGAUAAGACAGCAACAGGUCUGCUGUAUAUUAUUGAAACACAGAAAGUUCUUGAUCUCAGAAUUAAUGUGAAGGCUUCAUAUGUUAUCGUCCCACAAGAUGGAAUUUUUAGUCCUACAUCAAAUCUGCUGCUUUUGGAUCUUGGUCAUUUAAAGGUGACAAGUAAAAGUCGUUUGGAAUUACCAGAUGUGAAACAAGGUGGGGCCAACCUAGAAGAAAUUAAGCAUAGAGCUUAUGAUUCUUUUGAUAUCCAGCUUACCAGCAUACAGUUGCUUUAUAGUAGAGUGGGUGAUAAUUGGAAGGAAGCACGAAAACUCAAUGUAUCUGCACAGCAUAUUUUGGUACCUAUGCAUGUCAAUGUGGAGCUCUCCAAAGCCAUAGUUUUCAUGGAUAUCAAGAUGCCUAAAUUCAAGAUUUCUGGAAAGUUACCUCUUGUUUCUUUACGAAUCUCGGAUAAAAAACUGCAAGGGAUUAUAGAAUUGUUUGAAAGCAUUCCAACCCCUGAACCUGCAACUGAUGUAUCUGUCCCUGUCAAAUCAUUUCAGAUUCAAGCAUCUACUUCUUUGCCAGUAUCACAGAUUUCUCAGAAAAUAAUACCAUUCUUGGAACAGCCUUCUGUUACUGAAGAUGAUUCAGAGGAGGAAUUUUUUGAUGCACCAUGUAGUCCCUUGGAAGAAUGUCCUCUAAUUCUAACUAGAGUUAAAAGUACUAGACACAAAAAGACGCAAAGUGAAGAUUGUUCAGUGAAUUUAAUUCAACUUAGAAUGCGAUUUGAAGUAGCAGAGGUUUUGAUUCAGUUUUAUCACCUUGUGGGUGACUGUGAACUACCUGUGAUAGAAACCGGUAUUUUAAGAUUGGGUACAGAAGUUGAGAUUAGAUCAUGUGAUUUGAAAGCAAAUGCCUUUUUGAAAGAAUUCUGGUUAAAAUGUCCAGAAUAUUUAGAUGAAAACAAGAAACCAGUUUAUUUGAUUACAACUCUGGAUAAUACAAUGGAAGAUCUGUUAACAUUGGAAUGUGUGAAGGUGGAAAAAAAUGCACCUAACUUGAAAAGUACCUAUAACAAUGUUUUACAACUUAUUAAGGUUAAUUUUUCCUCCUUGGAUAUUCAUUUACAUACUGAAGCACUUCUGAAUACAAUGAAUUAUCUUAACAAUAUCCUUCCACAAUCCAUGGAAAACUCUGCCCUAGUGUCUGUUGCAGACACUGAAGACAAAGGAGAUAUCAUUAAAAAAAUUGCUUUAAAGCUACCUAUGAAUGAAGAUAUUAUUACCUUGCAGCUUUUAGCAGAAUUAUCAUGUUUACGGAUUUUUAUUCAAGAUCAGAAACAGAACAUUUCUGAAAUUAAGAUUGAAGGACUUGAUUUGGAGAUGAUUAUGAAGCCUUUAGUAACUGAAAUAAAUGCAAAGCUAAGAAAUAUAAUUGUUUUGGAUUCUGAUAAAAUGGCAGUAUACAAAAAGGCUGUUUAUAUCACUGGAAAAGAAGUUUUCAGCUUCAAAAUGAUUUCUUAUGUGGAUGCAACUGCUGGCUCUGUAUACAUGGAUAUGAAUGUGGUUGACAUUCAAGUUAAUUUAACUGUUGGUUGCAUUGAAGUAGUGUUUGUCACAAAAUUUCUGUAUUCCAUAUUGGCUUUUAUUGAUAAUUUUCAAGCAGCUAAAAAUGCCUUGGCUGAAGCAACUGUUCAGGCAGCAGGAAUGGCAGCUACUGGUGUGAAAGAACUGGCUCGAAGGAGUCUCAGGCUGGCCUUGGAUGUUAACAUCAAAGCUCCAGUUGUGAUCAUCCCACAAUCUCCAGAGUCUCAAAAUGUUUUUGUUGCUGAUUUUGGAUUAAUUACAAUGAAAAAUACUUUUGUUAUGGUAACAGAAACCCAGAAUAAUCUCCCACCUGUUAUUGAUUUGAUAACAAUAAAGCUGAGUGAAAUGAGACUGUACAGAUCUCAAUAUAUGAAUGAUGGGUACCAGGAAGUACUGGACUUGCUGCUGCCUUUAAAUUUGGAAGUAGUUGUUGAACGAAACCUAUCCUGGGACUGGUACAAGGAAAUUCCUUGUUUCAAUGUAAAAGCUCAGCUAAAACCCAUGGAGUUCAUUCUUAGUCAAGAAGAUAUAACAACUAUUUUUCAAACAUUGUAUGGCAAUAUUUGGUAUGAAGAUGUUCAAGCGCCCCCUGUUUUAAUUAGUGAGCCAAACAUCACCAGUAAUGAAGUCACUAAUGCUUCUUCCUAUUCAGAAGGAGCAACUGUGGUGACUGCUGCUGUGGUAGAAGUGCAUCCACAGGCCUCUCAGGUUAACAUGACACUGAAUAUGAGUUUCAGAACUGAUUAUCUCACCAUGGUACUGUAUAGUCCAGGUCCUGAACAGGCUUCCUUUACAGAUGUUCGUGAUCCUUCUCUGAAACUUGCUGAAUUUAAAUUAGAGAAUAUUAUAAGUACUUCAAAAAUGUAUACAGAUAGUUCUAUAUUCUGUUCUUUCUCAUUAAAAAACUGUAUAUUAGAUGAUAAAAGGCCCCAUGUCAUGAAAGCAACUCCUAGAAUGAUAGGACUGACUCUUGGGUUUGACAAAAAAGACAUGGUGGAUGUAAAGUAUAAAAGAAUCAGAGAUUGUUAUGUUAUGGAUGCAGUCUUCCAAGAAAUGUAUGUUUGUGCAAGUGUAGAAUUUCUGAUGACUGUUGUAAAUGUCUUUUUUGAUGCCUAUUCUGCAAGUAUGGCUGUAGAAACCAGUGUUCAAACAUGGACUCCUAAAGAAGUACCUGUACAGGAAUUAGGGAAGUGGGAAAUUAAUAUUCUGAUUAAAAAUCCUGAAAUUGUGUUUGUGGCUGACAUGACCAAAAAUGAUGCUCCCGCCUUAGUCAUUACAACACAGUGUGAAAUCUGUUAUAAAAGUGAACCUGAGAUCAAUACAGUGACGGCUGCCAUUAAGGAUCUCCAAGUCAAAGCAUGCCCAUUUCUUCCAGUCAAGAGAAAGGGCAGAGUCACAACUGUUUUGCAGCCCUGUGACUUAUUUUAUCAAUCUUCUCAGAUAGGUGCAGAUCCACAAGUGAUUGAUAUAUCAGUAAAAUCCCUUACACUAAAGGUUUCACCAGUUAUCAUAAAUACCAUUAUAACUAUAACUUCAGCACUUUAUACUACUAAGGAAACCAUCCCAGAAGAAAAUACUUCUUCUAUAGCACAUCUGUGGGAAAAGUUGGAUACAAAGAAUUUAAAAAUGUGGUUUCUUGAAGAAUCAAAUGAAACAGAAAAAGUAGUUCCCACAAAUGAAUUGGUACUCAGAGGAGAGAUGAUGAAAAUGAACAUUGAGUCUAUUUUUAUAGUUCUUGAAGCUGGAAUUGGUCAUAGAACAGUGCCCAUGCUAUUGGCAAAAUCACGCUUUUCAGGGGAAAGCAAAAACUGGAGCACCUUAGUAACUCUCCACUGUCAGCUUGAACUAGAAGUUCAUUAUUAUAAUGAAAUGUUUGGUGUUUGGGAACCAUUACUCGAACCCUUAGAAAUUGAUCAGACUGAGGAUUUUAGAUCAUGGAAUCUUGGAAUCAAGAUUAAAAAGAAAGCAAAACAGGCCAUUGUUGAGUCAGAUGCUGAAGAAGAAAACUACAAAGUGCCAGAAUAUAAAACUGUCAUCAGUUUUUACUCCAAAGACCAAUUAAACAUUACAUUAUCCAAAUGUGGCCUUGUAAUGUUAAAUAAUUUAGUCAAGGCAUUUACUGAAGCUGCUACUGGAUCUUCCACUGUCUUCCUAAGGGAUCUAGCACCAUUUAUGAUUUUAAAUUCUCUUGGACUUACUGUCUCUGUGUCAACAAGUGAUUCUUUUAAUGUACUCAAUGUUCCUAUGGCAAAAUCAUACACACUGAAAAAUGAAGAGAGUUUAAGUAUGGACUACGUCCGAACAAAGGACAGUGACCAUUUCAAUGCAAUGACCAGCCUGAGCAGCAAGCUCUUCUUCAUUCUUCUUACACCUGCUAACCACUCUACUGCUGAUAAGAUUCCUUUAACAAAAGUGGGACGACGGCUAUACACUGUAAGACACAGAGAAUCUGGAGUUGAAAGAUCUAUUGUUUGUCAAAUUGACACCGUUGAAGGAAGUAAGAAAGUAACAAUCCGCUCACCAGUGCAGAUUAGAAAUCAUUUUUCAAUUCCAAUUUCUGUUUUUGAAGGAGAUACUUUAUUGGGAAUUGCCUCGCCUGAAAAUGAAUUCAACAUACCAUUAGCAUCUUACCGAUCAUUUCUUUUUUUGAAACCAGAAGAUGAGGACUAUCAAAUGUCUGAAGGAAUUGACUUUGAAGAAAUUGUAAAAAAUGAUGGAAUGCUUCUGAAGAAGAAAUGUAGAUCUAUAAACCUUUCUAAGAAAUCAUUUAUUAUUAAUAUUGUCCCAGAAAAAGAUAAUUUAACUUCUGUGUCAGUGUAUUCAGAAGAUGGUUGGGACCUACCAUACAUGAUGCACUUGUGGCCGCCUAUCCUAAUUCGAAAUCUUCUUCCUUACAAAAUUGCUUAUUAUAUAGAGGGCAUUGAAAAUACAGUGUUUACUCUAAAUGAAGGACAUUCAUCCCAGAUUUGUAAUGUGCAGAUGGAUAACGCCAAGCUACAUUUAAAAUUGCUUGACUAUCUUAAUCAUGAUUGGAAAAGUGAAUAUCAUAUAAAAUCUAAUCAACAAGACAUUAAUUUCAUCAGCUUUACCUGUAUUACAGAGAUGGAAAAGACUGAUUUAGAUAUUGCUAUUCAUAUGACUUACAAUACCGGUCAGACUAUUGUGGCAUUUCAUAGUCCAUAUUGGAUGGUCAAUAAAACUGGGCGAAUGCUACAGUACAAAGCAGAUGGAAUUCAUCGAAAGCAUCCACCUAAUUAUAAAAAGCCAGUUCUCUUUUCUUUUCAGCCAAAUCACUUUUUUAAUAAUAAUAAGGUUCAGCUUAUGGUAACUGAUAGUGAGUUAUCUGAUCAGUUUUCAAUUGAUACUGUUGGUAGUCAUGGAGCUAUUAAAUGCAAAGGCCUAAAAAUGGAAUAUCAAGUUGGUGUCACUAUAAACCUCAGCAGUUUUAAUAUUACUAGAAUUGUGACAUUUACCCCUUUUUAUAUAAUUAAAAACAAAAGCAAAUACCAUAUAUCAGUGGCAGAAGAAGGAAAUGAUAAAUGGCUCUCUCUUGACCUAGAGGAGUGUAUCCCCUUCUGGCCUGAGGAUGCUUCCAGUAAACUUCUUAUUCAAGUUGAAAGGAGUGAAGGUCCUCCAAAAAGGAUUUAUUUUAACAAGCAAGAUAAUUGUAUCUUGUUACGACUGAAUAAUGAGCUUGGUGGCAUCAUAGCAGAGGUUAAUUUGGCUGAGCAUUCUACAGUUGUUACAUUUUCAGAUUACCACGAUGGAGCAGCCCCGUUCUUAUUAAUAAAUCAUACCAGGAGUAACACUGUUGAGUACAAACAAAGUUCUCUUAGUGAAAUAGAAGAUGCUCUUCCUCCUGGAAAAGCAGUGUUUUAUACAUGGGCUGAUCCAGUGGGCUCUAGAAAGCUGACCUGGAGUUGUGGGAACAGUCAUGGUGAAGUAACACAGAAAGAUGAUAUGAUGACACCCAUAAGUCUGGGGAAAAAAACCGUUUAUUUAGUUUCAUUCUUUGAAGGCUUGCAACGUAUUAUUUUAUUCACUGAAGAUCCAAGGGUAUUUAAAGUAACAUACGAAAGUGAGAAAGCAGAGUUGGCAGAACAAGAAAUUGUGUUGGCAUUACAAGAUGUUGGCAUCUCACUUGUCAAUAAUUAUACAAAGCAAGAAGUAGCCUAUAUAGGCAUUACAAGUUCUGAUGUGGUUUGGGAGACAAAACCCAAGAAAAAGGCAAGGUGGAAGCCAAUGAGUGUAAAACACACUGAGAAGUUAGAGAGAGAAUUUAAGGAGUACACGGAGUCCUCGCCUUCAGAAGAUAAGGUUAUCGAGUUGGACAAUAACAUUCCGGUUUGCUUAACACCUAGUGGUAAUGACAUGAAAAUUCUGCAACCACAUGUAAUACCUGUACGAAGAAAUUACCUUCCAGCAUUAAAAGUAGAAUAUAACACGUCUGCACAUCAAUCAUCAUUUAGAAUUCAAAUUUAUAGAAUACAGAUCCAAAAUCAGAUUAAUGGCGCUAUUUUCCCUUACGUGUUUUAUCCUAUUAAACCUCCAAAGUCUGUCACCAUGGACUCAGCACCAAAGCCUUUUACAGAUGUCAGUAUUGUCAUGAGGUCUGCAGGACAUUCCCAAAUAUCACGUAUUAAGUAUUUCAAAGUGUUGAUUCAAGAAAUGGAUCUCAGGUUAGAUCUGGGAUUUGUCUAUGCUCUAGCAGACCUUGUGACAAAAGCUGAGGUGACUAAGAAAACAGAGGUUGAACAUUUUCACAAGGAUGUAGAAACUUUUGAGAAAGAAUUUGAAACAGUUUCAUCAGUAGAUCAAUCACAAGUGAAUCUCUUUGAAUAUUUUCAUAUAUCUCCUAUCAAGUUGCACUUAAGUGUUUCAUUGAGCUCUGGUAGAGAAGGAGCUAAAGACUCAGAACAACGUGGAGGACUAAUUCCACUUCAUUCGUUAAAUCUUUUGCUGAAGAGUAUUGGUGCCACACUUACAGAUGUACAAGAUGUAGUUUUUAAGCUUGCCUUUUUUGAACUCAACUACCAGUUUCAUACAACAUCUGAACUACAGUCUGAAGUAGUAAGACACUACUCAAAACAGGCUAUUAAACAAAUGUAUGUACUUAUUCUUGGACUUGAUGUUUUGGGAAAUCCUUUUGGCUUAAUUAGAGAAUUUUCAGAAGGCGUAGAAGCAUUUUUUUAUGAACCUUACCAGGGAGCCAUCCAAGGUCCAGAAGAAUUUGUAGAGGGAAUGGCAUUAGGACUUAAGGCGCUAGUUGGUGGAGCAGUUGGUGGGUUAGCUGGUGCUGCCUCCAAAAUCACCAGUGCUAUGGCCAAAGGGGUAGCAGCUAUGACUAUGGAUGAAGACUACCAACAGAAGAGAAGGGAAGCCAUGAAUAAACAGCCAGCUGGCCUUAGAGAAGGCAUCACUCGUGGAGGAAAAGGCUUAGUUUCUGGCUUUGUAAGUGGCAUUACAGGAAUUGUUACAAAACCAAUUAAAGGAGCUCAAAAAGAAGGAGCGGCUGGUUUCUUUAAAGGUGUUGGGAAAGGUUUAGUUGGAGCAGUGGCAAGGCCGACUGGAGGCAUUAUAGACAUGGCUAGCAGUACCUUUCAGGGGAUCAAAAGAGCUACAGAGACUUCUGAAUUAGAAAGUCUGCGACCCCCCCGGUUCUUCAGUGAAGAUGGAGUCAUCAGACCUUACAGAUUGAGGGAUGGUACUGGAAAUCAAAUGUUACAGGUCAUGGAAAAUGGAAGAUUUGCGAAGUACAAGUAUUUUACCCAUGUUAUGAUCAAUAAAACAGAUAUGUUCAUGAUAACUAGACGUGGUGUAUUGUUCGUAACAAAGGGAACAUUUGGACAGCUUACGUGUGAGUGGCAGUACAGUUUUGAUGAAUUUACCAAAGAGCCAUUCAUUGUCCAUGGGAGAAGAUUGCGCAUUGAAGCAAAGGAGCGGGUAAAGUCUGUAUUCCAUGCCAAAGAAUUUGGAAAAAUAAUUAACUUCAAGACCCCAGAGGAUGCUAGGUGGAUCCUUACAAAACUGGAAGAAGCAAGAGAACCUUCCCCAAGCUUCUGAGUAAGGCCGGGCAGUCCGCUACCACAGUGUCCAUGGCGUACCUUCUGUCUGCUGGGAGGCGCAUUAUAGGAGCACUUUCAAAGAUCCUUUGUUUUAGACUCUUUUGUCUUCCCCCCCGCCCCGCCCCGCCGGAGCUGAGGACUGAACCCAGGACCUUGUGCUUGCUAGGCAAGCGCUCUAUCACUGAGCUAAAUCCCUAACCCCUGUUUUAGACUCUUUUUUAAAAAAGCAGAAUCAGGUUAAAUAACUAUGUGGUUUUAAAAUACUUCAAUUUUGGGGAGGUCCAUUCAGUUUCCUAAUUUGAAUCAUGCAUAUGGUUAUGAGUCUUAAUACUGUUUUAUAAGAGGAAGAAAUGCUUACUUUAGAUUAUUCUUGGUAGUGGUGGCAAGACUGCCCAUAGUCAGUCUUUAUAUCAAACAAAGUUUAGUUUUCCCAAGUUACCAUUUUAAACUUCUGCCAUGCUUACUUCAGUUUCCUUCAGUGAUGGUAAAUGAUCAAGCUAGGUACUGCCUCAGGGGCAUCAAGAGAACUUUGGCAGUAAUUUCUUCAGAAUCAUGAAAUUCUUUUUACAAAUAAAUAUUUUGGUAUUGCUUUAUUUUUAAAAUAAAGGAUUUGGAUUAUACUAAAAUGCAUAGCAUGAUUGUGAAGAGCAAUCUUUUUUGAGAUUGGGCAUAAAUACCUCUUCGGGCCCAGCCUUAAGGUAGUCUAGAAAACAAAAUGAAUAGCAUACCCAAAAGGUAGAGGCUCUUCCACAUCAUUAGAGCCUUAGAAAUACUUCCUCAGGUCAACUCCAUGAGUUUACCCAAUUGAUCUAUUUAAUAGACGGUUGUUCUCAAAGAAAAAUUAUUGAAGCCUUAAUAAUACCUACUUUCUGUUCACUGGUAACAAGAACUUAAAUUUUUUCCAACAUCUUAGAUGUAGUUAAUUAUGCUAUAGAAAAGAGAGCAUCUCUCAUAAGUAAAUGUACAUACCCUACGUCUUGCCAAUAACCUGUCCUGUUGCCAUAGAUUAAGAAUUUCUGGUUUGCUUUCUCUGUAGUUAUUCGGAUGAGAAAUACUUAUUUAAACAUACAGGUUCAUCACUACAAAAAUUCUGGACUCCAUCUUAGUCCAAAAUAAGAUCGCAGUUUUCCUUUGGUUUUUGUCCAAGGUUUUUGCUUCUUAAUAAUAAUGGACUAUUUAAAAUUAAAGGGAAUGUACAAUUGUGAAUUGUGAACAGAAUGUCUUAAUCGGUUACUGAAUGACACACAGUGUUUGUAUGUGCUACCAACUUGUUAUAAGCUGGUUUUGGAAUUGCAGACUGUGUUUGGUCAAUGGUUGUGAAAUCUACAGGCUUGUCAAACCCUUGCUUUGUUGUAAAAGCUGAAAUAAACAGCAUUCCAGACUGUG
Messenger RNA from Nannospalax galili (Upper Galilee mountains blind mole rat), 11036 nucleotides. It is a transcript of the gene Vps13a, whose product is annotated as vacuolar protein sorting 13 homolog A. Gene Ontology annotation, cellular component: extrinsic component of membrane. Bases 139 to 9648 code for a protein of 3169 amino acids. The transcript is spliced from 72 exons. Gene Ontology annotation, biological process: autophagy; protein targeting to vacuole; protein retention in Golgi apparatus. Lineage: Eukaryota; Metazoa; Chordata; Mammalia; Rodentia; Spalacidae. The record is from RefSeq and is a predicted model, not a curated record.